CAUUUGGGGGUAUGAGAGUAAGUUAAUUUGUAUAAGUUGAGCUAAUAGAAACUCUGUACUUUGUGUAUAUGGGCAGUUGUGUCGCUGCAACAUGAGGUGCAACAAAAUGUUUCUCUCCUUCAUCUUCCUCCUCUCCCUGCUGCCGACUCUCUCAACUCACCCGCGCCACCGCUCCACUCCCGACUUGGCGCUGGGGCAUCUGGACAGACUAUUGGCGGAAGAUUUGUUGUCCUGGGCGCUGCGUUAUUAUGAUGAACUUAUCGAUCCAUGUGCUGAGCUGCCCUGCAGGAAUGAUGGGACCUGCGUCCAAACCGACAUCGGCUACAACUGUCUCUGUACGGAAUUCUACGGGGGGAAAAACUGCGAGAAAUUAAUACAUUCGUGCAGUGAGCACACGUGCCAAUAUGGAGACUGCGUUCUCAGCAGGAUUUCGCCGUAUUACAAGUGCCGCUGUGAUUAUCCUUACUAUGGAUCUACGUGCCGUUCAGCAAUUGUGGCCUGCGACGGAAACCCCUGUAAAAAUGGUGGUGUCUGCCUUAAGAGAUUGGACAACACUUUUCGGUGCAAAUGUUCUAUGAAUUACAGGGGAGAAUUCUGUGAAAUUGGGCCCCACGACUGCUACAAGCAAGACGGUCUCAUGUACAGGGGUCACAUCAGCCAGACGGAAUUGGGGUUCACCUGCCUUCCCUGGGACUCCUACCUCCUUAUCCAAGAGGGAAUCCAUGCUUUUGUUCCUGGAAUUUCGGCCUAUGGGAUCGGAGAACACAAUUUCUGCCGGAAUCCAGAUGGCGCAGAGAAACCUUGGUGUUACUUUCAAGCUGAUAAUGGAAAACUGGCCUGGGAUUUGUGUGAUGUGAAAUCGUGCCCACGUCGGCCCCCUACUAAAAGCCCAGUACAGAAGGUACCAGAUGCGGUUCCAACAGUCGUUCUUAAAUCAACGGAAAAUAAAAAUGUUUCCUUCUCCACAUGUGGGGUCCGAGAUCAUCUUUUAGCCCGCGGGCGAAUAAUUGGUGGAACAAGAACACAGCCUGGCAAGCACCCGUGGUUGGCAUCCGUACAGCUAAAAAUUCCAGUUCCACCUUAUCCUGCCGGGCAUCUCUGUGGGGGCUCCUUGAUAGCUGAGUGCUGGGUACUGACUGCUGCUCACUGCGUCAACUCUCUGUUACAAGUCAAUAAAUGGAAGGUCCUGCUUGGAAGAACGGAUCUGGCAAAGAACGAGAGUUCUGAGCAAAGCUUUGAUGUCGAUGGGAUAUUUGUCCAUGAAAACUAUCUUGAGGGGGUCUCCAGCUUCCAUAAUGACAUUGCUCUCCUGAAGCUGAAGAAAGUGAAUGGAAAAUGCGCUGAAGAAACCAGAUAUGUGAAGACGGCCUGCUUGCCCAAACAAGAAUUCAAAUCUGGAAAGCCGUGUAUGAUCGCUGGAUGGGGGGAAACAGAAAAAGGUGCCACGUCUCAGCUCCUAGAAGCCACCGUCCAGCUCAUCUCAGAAGCCAACUGCUCCCAGUCCAAAUCUUAUGGGAAAAAUAUAGAUAGGAGCAUGUUGUGUGCAGGAGUCGCACAAGGAGGAUUAGACUCAUGCCAGGGAGACUCUGGGGGCCCUCUGAUCUGCGAGCGGAGUCAUGUUCAUUACAUUGCCGGGGUCGUCAGUUGGGGUGAGGGCUGUGGUGUGAAAGACAAGCCCGGUGUAUACGCUCACACCUUCCGUUUUGUCCAGUGGAUCCAGAAUAUCAUGAAGACCAAAUAAUCCAUGGGGAUGUAUCAUUUCUAGGCAAUAAGUCCAAUAAUUCCAUUAACUGCCGAAAUACAGGCGUGAGGGCGGGCCAGCCUUUCAUUGGACAAUAUUAUUAGAGUGCAUUAACCAGUAACAAGAGCAACACUCUACUGUAAAACUCAAAAUAAUUGGGUGUCUACAUCUAUUGGGGCAUCAAAUAUCCAAAGGGGCAAUUGAUAAGACGCUGAAAUGAAAAUUGGGUUUUCAAAAAUUACUGAAAAUUAUUAAUUUCUAUUGCCAAUAUUUGGGAAAAUCCCAUUGUUUAUAAACAAUUACAUAUAUUUUGGGAUUUAAAAAAAAUUGCGAUUAAUUUCAACCUCCCCAUAGCUGGAAAAUUUCUGCAGUUUUCUUACAAAAAUUUAGUAAAAAUUCAACAAAAGUUUAGUAGUAGUUUAAACAAGAUCAAGUCAUUGUGAAGCUUCAGAUAAUUUCCACUCCGGUCAGAGAGAUGGGAGAGUCCGUGGCUCUGGAGGUUUGGUUAAAGCACCAAAAAUGCCACAAACUUGUAAAAUAGUCAUAAAAUAUUGAUUCCUUUAAUUUUGUCCAGAAAAAAAGUUCUUCAUCCUCCCAUGGGAAAUAAUGGGAUUUCUGGUUGAGCUCGUGAGCAAAUUCCAGAGACAUUUUGGUCAAAGAGGAAGUGGAAAUAAAAAGUUGGAAGUGAAAGAAAAAGAUCAAAGUUGUGGUUGGACCAGUUAAAACAUUCCAAUGGGAGAAACUACCCCUACAGCCCCUCUAGAACAUGGGGGGUCAUAGAAACAACAUUAUUAUGGAAUAUGUUUAUCCCAAUGUCCAUAAAUUAAACAUAUUAUUAUUAUUAUUA
Molecule: messenger RNA, 2588 nt
Organism: Xenopus laevis (African clawed frog)
Lineage: Eukaryota; Metazoa; Chordata; Amphibia; Anura; Pipidae
Gene: habp2.L
Product: hyaluronan binding protein 2 L homeolog
Exons: 13
Coding region: 92-1741 (549 amino acids)
Biological process (GO): blood coagulation; cellular response to lipid; cellular response to oxygen-containing compound
Cellular component (GO): extracellular region
Molecular function (GO): calcium ion binding; peptidase activity; hydrolase activity
Source: RefSeq, a predicted model, not a curated record